CUUUUGUUUCCAAGGGUGGGAGAGGUCUGAGAUGUGAAUGGUCAUUAACAUAUCUUUUGUUUGCAAGGGUGGGAGUGGUCUGAGGUGUGAAUUGGUCAUUAACAUAUCUUUUGUUUCCAAGGGUGGGAGAGGUCUGAGGUAUGAAUUUGUCAUUAACAUAUCUUUUGUUUGCAAGGGUGGGAGUGGUCUGAGGUGUGAAUUGGUCAUUAACAUAUCUUUUGUUUCCAAGGGUGGGAGAGGUCUGAGGUGUGAAUUGGUCAUUACAAUGUGU
This is a messenger RNA of Staurois parvus, 271 nucleotides long. The record is from the annotation of a GenBank genome assembly. Lineage: Eukaryota; Metazoa; Chordata; Amphibia; Anura; Ranidae.